This is a messenger RNA of Nerophis lumbriciformis (worm pipefish), 1506 nucleotides long. The record is from RefSeq and is a predicted model, not a curated record. NCBI's taxonomy places the organism in Eukaryota, Metazoa, Chordata, Actinopteri, Syngnathiformes, Syngnathidae.
AUGGGAUGUAACUGCAGUUCGGAAUACUCAGAUGGUGAAUGGAUCGAGAACUGUGAUGAAAUUUGUGAGCACUGCAACUGUCCCAUACCGCCACAAUCCUGCAACCCAUAUACACAUCAGCUAAUUCCAUCUCCAUCUCAGAGUUCAUCACCUUCAUCUCCUCUACCUGAAAACUUGGCAGUGGCUUGCUACAGCUAUGAACCCACCCAUGAUGGUGACCUGGGCUUUGAAAAGGGAGAAAAACUCAAGAUAAUUAACAGGGAUGAUCCAGAGUGGUAUUUGGCAGAGUCUCUCACCACAGGACAGAGAGGCCACAUUCCAUACAACUUUAUUGCAAUGAAUUCACUGGAGACAGAACCGUGGUUCUUUAAGAAUAUUUCUCGAAAUGAUUCCAUGAGGCUCCUGCUCGCUCCCGGGAACACAAUGGGCUCCUUCUUGAUUCGUGAGAGUGAGACAACACCAGGGUCAUACUCUUUAUCAAUCAGAGACUUUGACCAAAACAUGGGUGAAGGAGUAAAGCACUACAGGAUCCGAAACUUGGACUGUGGUGGUUUCUAUAUCACGACCAAGAUAUCUUUCAAUUCACUAAAGGAGCUCGUGCAACAUCAUACACGUGAUGCAGAUGGUUUGUGUACUAAGUUGGUGAAGCCAUGCCAGUCAAGAGCUCCUCAAAAACCAUGGUGGGGAGACAACUGGGAGAUUUCUCGGGAGUCCCUGAAAAUGGUGACUAAGCUUGGUGCUGGCCAGUUUGGGGAUGUCUGGAUGGGAUUCCACAAUAAUGACCAGAAAGUCGCCAUUAAGAGUUUGAAGAUCGGCACAAUGUCAACGGCGGCCUUCUUAGCAGAAGCUGAUGUUAUGAAGAACCUGCAACAUCCUCGCCUUGUUCGUCUCUUCGCAGUCGUUAGCCAGGAGCCGAUCUUGAUUGUCACGGAGUACAUGGAAAAUGGUAGCUUGCUGGAUUACCUAAAAACAAGACAAGGGAGUAAUUUGUCGAUGAAAACUUUGAUAGACAUGGCAUCCCAGGUAGCAGACGGCAUGGCUUACAUCGAACAGAAGAAUUACAUUCACAGGGACCUACGAGCCGCCAACAUUCUGGUGUCCCAUGAGCUCAUCUGUAAAGUAGCAGACUUUGGACUUGCCAGACUCAUUGAGGACAGUGAUUAUACGGCUAGGGAGGGAGCCAAGUUUCCCAUCAAGUGGACUUCCCCUGAAGCUAUAAACUAUGGAAAAUUUUCCAUCAAGUCUGAUGUGUGGUCCUUCGGAAUCCUCCUAACAGAAGUAGUCACCUAUGGUCGCAUACCAUACCCUGGUAUGUCCAACCCGGAGGUGAUCCAGUGCCUGGAGCAGGGCUACAGAAUGCCAAAGCCAGAAAAGUGUUCAGAUGGACUUUAUAAUGUUAUGUGUCUCUGCUGGAAGGAUAACCCAGAAACUAGACCCACCUUUGAAUACCUGAGAAGUGUUUUGGAAGACUUCUUUAUUGCCACAGAGCGUCAGUACCAAGCAUAG